This is a messenger RNA of Chlorocebus sabaeus (green monkey), 8443 nucleotides long. The record is from RefSeq and is a predicted model, not a curated record. Lineage: Eukaryota; Metazoa; Chordata; Mammalia; Primates; Cercopithecidae.
UAGGGUCUGAUUAAAAUAUUUAUCUCCUCUAGAGAUUAUUGAGAAGGAGUGGAACUUUGUAGGUGACUUACCUGUUGAGUUUAGACUCUUCUUUCUUCCUGCGAUCUCUAAGUAAAUGGGAAAAAGUUCCCUGUUUUUCUGGCUCCUGUCUUAACUUUGUAAGCCUCCUAUUCCAGAGAGCCUCUUAUUUUAUAUAUUAAGUAUUUACAUAUGCUAGAGUUGUCUAGUGUUUAUCGAUAGCUGAAUAAUCAUUAUAUAUUUAUGUUUUAAUAUUUUAUAGGACUAAAUCGUUUUGCUACUUUAAAAAAAUCAUGAAGGUACAUUAUUUGAAGUUUGGGGAAGAAAGGACUUUGGUAACAAAGGACAGCUAUUCCUAUGUUAAGCAGAGAAACAGCAGGAGAGAUUUCUGUAAGAAGAUACCAGCUCAGAUUCCACUGUUCAUAAUUUUGCAAUGCAGCAAGUCUUGGAAAACCUUACAGAGCUGCCCCCAUCUACUGGAGCAGAAGAAAUAGACCUAAUUUUCCUCAAGGGCAUUAUGGAGAAUCCUAUUGUAAAAUCACUUGCUAAGGCUCAUGAGAGGCUAGAAGAUUCCAAACUAGAAGCUGUCAGUGACAAUAACUUGGAAUUAGUCAAUGAAAUUCUUGAAGACAUCACUCCUCUAAUAAAUGUGGAUGAAAAUGUGGCAGAACUGGUUGGUAUACUCAAAGAGCCUCACUUCCAGUCACUGUUGGAGGCCCAUGAUAUUGUGGCAUCAAAGUGUUAUGAUUCACCUCCAUCAAGUCCAGAAAUGAAUAAUUCUUCUAUCAAUAAUCAGUUAUUACCAGUAGAUGCCAUUCGUAUUCUUGGUAUUCACAAAAGAGCUGGGGAACCUUUGGGUGUGACAUUUAGGGUUGAAAAUAAUGAUCUGGUAAUCGCCCGAAUCCUCCAUGGGGGAAUGAUAGAUCGACAAGGUCUACUUCAUGUGGGAGAUAUAAUUAAAGAAGUCAAUGGACAUGAGGUUGGAAACAAUCCAAAGGAAUUACAAGAAUUACUGAAAAAUAUUAGUGGAAGUGUCACCCUAAAAAUUUUACCAAGUUAUAGAGAUACCAUUACUCCUCAACAGAGUUGCAUCAGUAUGGAGAGGCAUCCAGCACACAUCCAUCAGGUAUUUGUGAAGUGUCAUUUUGAUUAUAAUCCAUAUAAUGAUAACCUAAUACCUUGCAAAGAAGCAGGAUUGAAGUUUUCCAAAGGAGAAAUUCUUCAGAUUGUAAAUAGAGAAGAUCCAAAUUGGUGGCAGGCUAGCCAUGUAAAAGAGGGAGGAAGCGCUGGUCUCAUUCCAAGCCAGUUCCUGGAAGAGAAGAGAAAGGCAUUUGUUAGAAGAGACUGGGACAAUUCAGGACCUUUUUGUGGAACUAUAAGUAGCAAAAAAAAGAAGAAGAUGAUGUAUCUCACAACCAGAAAUGCAGAAUUUGAUCGUCACGAAAUCCAGAUAUAUGAGGAGGUAGCCAAAAUGCCUCCCUUCCAGAGAAAAACAUUAGUAUUGAUAGGAGCUCAAGGUGUAGGCCGAAGAAGCUUGAAAAACAGGUUUAUAGUAUUGAAUCCCACUAGAUUUGGAACUACGGUGCCAUUUACUUCACGGAAACCAAGGGAAGAUGAAAAAGAUGGUCAGGCAUAUAAGUUUGUGUCACGAUCUGAGAUGGAAGCAGAUAUUAAAGCUGGAAAGUAUUUGGAACAUGGGGAAUAUGAAGGAAAUCUCUAUGGAACCAAAAUUGAUUCUAUUCUUGAGGUUGUCCAGACUGGACGGACUUGCAUUCUGGAUGUCAACCCACAAGCACUGAAAGUAUUGAGGACAUCAGAGUUUAUGCCCUAUGUGGUAUUUAUUGCGGCUCCAGAGCUAGAGACGUUGCGUGCCAUGCACAAGGCUGUGGUGGAUGCAGGAAUCACUACCAAGCUUCUGACCGACUCUGACUUAAAGAAAACAGUGGAUGAAAGUGCACGGAUUCAGAGAGCAUACAACCACUAUUUUGAUUUGAUCAUCAUAAAUGACAAUCUAGACAAAGCCUUUGAAAAACUACAAACUGCCAUAGAGAAACUGAGAAUGGAACCGCAGUGGGUCCCAAUCAGCUGGGUUUACUGAUGAUUCAGUAAGGUUAACAAUGAAAAUUAAACUUUUAAAAAGUGACUGCAACAAUUAAACCUUCUACUGAGAAAAUACAUCACAGUUAGAAGAUCAUCUGCCAAGUCCGGGCGUUUUUAUGGUGUAGAUUGAAAUAACAGUACACUGUUCUGAAUUUUUAUAUAAAUUGUGGUUGGGAAGGUGUACUAAUAUAUAAUUUAUCUUAAUUUUUCUAACUUUGUAUGGAUAAUCUUUCUAUUCAUAUCACAUAAAGAAAUGCGUUGAAGCAUUUUGUAUAUGUUUUGAUUUAGUACCCUUGCCUUUUUCAUCAAAGGAGUUUUCAAAUCAUUCACUCUUAACAUUGGUCUCACAUUUUCACUGUGAUAAUGAAUAUUACUUGAAAUAGUUUUGUAAAGCUGUCAUUUAGUUCAGUAUUGAAAUAGUGAAGGGUUAGUCUUAAUAGAAGAAAAUAUAGUUAUUGACCUUCCUUCUUAUAAAUUUCUUACAAAAGCAGAAUUUUAAUGUCAGUGUUAACAGCUAGUCUACUACCAUCUAAAUCUGACAUCAAAAGUCUGAUCAGUUUACAUAUUUUCAUUAUUUCAGAGAUGUAUGGCUAUCCAUUCUAAUUUAUACAGUUGUAUUAGUUUCGUCUCUUCAUUUCUAUCUUUACUGAAAAAUUGAGCAAUACCUUGCACUCUCUUAUGAGGUUAUUCUUUUUAUUUGUUGCAGUGUUAUGAUACUAAUUUAAUGUGUACACAGUAAGCUCUGAGGCUGGAAGCAAGGUCAUGCAGACUGAGAGAGUGCCUUAUCCUGUAAAACCUUACAGCAAAAUGACACUUGAAGAAAGCUUAUUUUCACAUGUAAAAUUUUAACUGACAAAAGGAACCUACUACUUUAAAUAAUGUUUUUAUUAGAACAUGGUCAGCAAAUGUAUCAUGCCUCUGCAAAUUUUAGUGAUGUUUAAAGAUGCCUGUAAGUUUGCAGUUGUAGGUUUUUGUGAAUAAUCAAUGUGCUUUUGGAAAUGUGAUGUGAUCCUUAGGGUACCUGUUCUGUCUGUUGUGUUGAGAACCAAAUCCAUUGAACAACUUAAAAAAUUGGGAAAUAAUUGUCAGCUGUUUUGUAUACAUACACACAAAAUAUAUACAUUAUAUAAUAUGUAUAUUAUGUAUUAUAUAAUAUAUAUUAAAUGUUUUGUAUAUUUUUUACAUAUCUGUUAAGAAAUGUACUUUGUUUUUUGUUUGUUUGUUUGUUUUGAGAUGGAGUCUGUCUCUGUCACCCAUGCUGGAGUACAGUGGCACGAUCUCAGCUCGCUGCAACCUCUGCCUACUGGGUUCAUGUGAUUCUCGUGCCUCAACCUCCCAAGUAGCUGGGAUUACAGGUGCGUGCCACCAUACCCGGCUAAUUUUUGUUUUUUUAGUAGAGACGAGGUUUCACCAUGUUGGCCAGGCUGGUCUCGAACUCCUGACCUCAAGUGAUCUGCCCACCUUGGCCUCCCAAAAUGCUGGGAUUACAGGCAUGAGCCACCGCACCUAACCAAGAAAUGUACUUUUUGUUUAAUGAUUACCAAAAGAAGUUGUCCUUUAGAUGCAUUGACUUAUACAAAUUCCCACAUUCACCUCAGUUAAUAUCUUCCUUUAGGAUUCUUGGAUAAUAGAAAUUCUUCCUAAAAUACAUUCAGAGAUGCAACUCAUUAUUAAAUUAAGGUAACCACAUUCUGUAUUGUUGCCAGCUUUUCAUAUAAACAUUAUUCACACUUUAAAGGAUUAGGUGCUUAAAUAUUGAUGGUCAUCUUUGUCUAGUGUUAGGUGCCAGACACCUGGCUGCUGAAUUUGUUUUUUCCCUCACCAAGGUUGUCAUAUGGAAUGCCAGCUGGGAGAACUUUGAGGGAUCUUUUUCACAAUAAAACAAAACACCCAAGUUGUCAUAUUGCUAAAGUUGGAAAUCUAUAGGUUUUUCUUUUCUUUUCUUUUCUUUUUUUUUGACUCUAGAUUUCAUUGCCAGAAUACAAAUUCACGUUUCUUGUCCCAGGGCAGGGAAUUGGUGACAAAAUGGAUUAUACUCUUUUAAUAACUGUGGAAACUUUCAAACUACAUGUAUUUACACCAAAUUCUUGGCUUCUCAAAGCAACAUGAAUUAAAGCACAGUGUCAAGGUGAUGCCCUAUGACUUAAUGUUUUAACACACACUUGAAAUUUUAAGAGAAAUUUCAGUUCUGCACUCAGGAAAUGUGCUGUAUUCUCUAAUGUACUUUCAUGCUGCAGCAUGGAGCCUCUUUAAACAGCUUUGGGAUAAUUAUAGCAGCACAAGAAGUUUAUCUGCCAAAUAUUUCAAUCAUCUUGGUACAAUAGAUGACUUUUACGUCAUGUAUAUUGUUAGCCUUAUGUGAUAUAAAAUGUAUUACUUAGAAAAUAUACUUAAAGAAAUUAUUUCUUAUAAAUGGUAUUCCUGAUUGACUAUUUAAUUAAUGCAUAUUAGAUUUCUCCUAAUAUGAAAUGAUGCAGUUUAGUUCAUUUCAGUCUAGAUGCCAGUGCUAACAAGAAUACAUUUAGAUAAGUUCAUUGUAUCUCAAUGAAGAAUCAUUGAACUUGAAACCCAAGUCCCAUAUGAAUCUGCAGGAAUGAGCAGUGCUCUGCUGGGGCAAGAAGCCCAGGGGUCCCAGGGUUCUUCCUAGGUAAUGAGAGUAUAGCUGUGAUCAAGGAAAUGUUAACUUCUCUUUUGGGAAGAUCUGUAAUAAUUAGCUUUAUGGAAGAGAAAAAGGUUUAGAGUGAUGUUGAGCAAUUGUUAAGGGUUGAAAUAGACACACACAUGCAUAUGCUUUUGGGAAACAUGAUGUGCCAGCACAUUAAUGUGCCUGAGGGCUCCUUGUGGAUAGGUGAAUGUCCACAUUUCAGCACUCAGGGCAUGAUUGUACACAACUGAAGACUAUAUAUGUAUAUUUUUUCAUUUUCAAAUGUACAAAUACCCAUUGAGGUGAUAUCCCUGGAUAAGUCAUUUAACCAUAACUUACUGAAAUAAAUGUGAUAGCCCUACAAAGUAGAAUUUUCACCUUCAUUACAGCCAUGCCUUUAUUAUGCAGUCUCCAUUUCUGUGUGGUAUUUGGUAAUAUCACGUCAGAUACAUCAGGAGUUUGUUUAUUUUGGCUAACUCUAACUAUACAAUUUCUGAACAUAGCUUUCUGAAAUGGAAAUUAUAUCAGAAACCCAGUAUGCCUACAGCAGUAGUAGCCUAAACCCUAGAUUCUAGAAUCCGAUAUAUUUAUAGUAGUUUUUAAGAAGUUUCCUUUAAAGCAACAAAUAGAUUAUUAAGGCAAAUUUAGAUAAUAACCCAAGUUAGCGAUAAAACCGUGUGACAUUAUAGAUUAUAUCCAGAUACUAACUGCUUUGACCAUAUCCCAAUGACAAUAAAAAAUGAUCCUUGCUUUAAAAAUUAUUAAAUGGUACUUAUUUUUCUGUAUAACAAGUGUCAUGAUCCCAGUGAUUGGAGUUGAUUUUCAAGGUGGAUAGCCAUAGAGUUAGGUAAAAUUAUUUUGAAUUGGCAAACUAAAGAUAACAAUUUUGAAAAUUGCUCAAAAUAAUAAUCUACUUACAUUUUACUUUUGUAACUUCUGAAAUAGUACUCCAUUAUCUAGAAAUCACAGGCUAGAGAGCCAAUAAUUUUAUAGUAAUUAACCUUAACUAAACAUGAAAAAGGCAAUCCUGAAGUUUUAUGUACAUACAUAGCAGUUCAUUUUUUAAAUGUUUGAGUUGCCAUAUAUUAUGUAUGUGUGUGUGUGUGUGUGUAUAUAUAUAUACAGCUAUGUGUAUAAUAUGUAAAAUUCUCCCAAAAUAUAUGAAUAUAAAACUGAAUGUAUUCACUCAUGUAAUUAUAACUAGCAUUCUAAAAUUUUUAAUUACUCCCAUUUCUUUUGACAUUCUGAAACUUUUUUUAGAUUGUUUUUAAAGGCUCUGGUUCCACCUUGAAUCUGAUAAUCUUUCUGAAAAAUAUAUGAGAAACUCAGAAAGUAGUCAUUAUUAUAGUAAAUUUAAUUUUCUUAGGGAAAAAGGACAGGGUUCUGGAUGGAAACCCCUUGGGAAAUUCUUAUUUGAACUUUUGAAUGAAUCUGUAAUAUGAUUCAGGUUGAGAUUAUGGUACCUGCCCUUGUCUUAUUUCAAGAGAUUUGCUGUGAGAAUUCAUGUAAUAACAUCUGUAAUGUAUUUGGAAUUCUUGGGAGAAAUUCAUUCUUUUAAAUAAUGGGAUUAUUGUAUAUAGUACAAAUGAAUACUCACAAAAUUUAAGAAUACAUUUGACUAAUAAUUGAGCAUCUUGUCAGUUUUUAUGCCAGUAUAUAUUGUAUACCUGAGGAAAAUGACAGUUCUAUAAUUUUUUUAAGGUAAGGUUAUUUUUAAAUUGCAUUUUUGUUCUAGCGUUUUGCAGUUUAUAUUCUUUUUAAAAUAUUUCCCGUAAUUCAUCAUGCUACCUUCUGUGUUCUUGGAAUGGUUUUUGAAAAAUGCACGGAUUCGAACAUGAGUCCUUAACAUACUAAACAGCGAAAGAAUGAUGAUAUAUCAUUUCUAAAGUAAGCAUGGUUCACACCAUUUUGGUAAGACACUGCAGUACUUUUAAAAAAAUAUUCUCUAGUGAUAAAAGUAAAGACAGGGUAGAUCCUAAUUCUGACUUCUGACUGUGAUCUUCGAUGAAAUUUAUACUUCCCUUUAUCAUUACUAUUCUACUUGUUAAGUAAGGCUAAGUUAAUAUUUGUCUUUGCCUUAAAUUCUAAUUUGUAAUUUGUAACUGUGAUGUGGUAACUGAUAUGCUGAACUGAAAAAUCCUUAUUUAGUUAUUUUAAAGUGUACCUCUUUCUGAAGUAAUGUAGUGAAUGGUGAAUACUUUUCAGGAAUUCUUCUUCCAGUUUUAAAAUAGCCCCAGAUAAAGUUUCAGCCGGAAGAAGGUCUGUUCUGCUCUCUUAGUCCUAAUCAGAAAGUCCCUUUUAGCUUAUAACCCGUACUAAAUCCAAACCCUUAACAAAUCCUUGCUGCCAGCCAGACCACUCACAAGUCAAAAAAAUGUAAGCAAACAUUCCAGUACUUGGUUACACCAGAAGACUCUGAUCUUUGCCCCUGAAAACUGUCCUACUUUUUAUCCUUAUACCUGAAAUCACUGUAGCCCUAUUGUUUUACCCAUACCAUUAAUUUUAAAAGGCGUCUAUUUCUUUGUAGAAAAAAACAUUCACAGUGAGGUUUUAGUUUGUGAACCUCAGAAUCCAGAUAUUAAUCCACUUUAGUUAUUACUUUCUAAUUGCUUCUCAGUCAUUGGCUGAUAAUGCAGUGGUGUGAUAAAAUUUGACUUAUGUCCACAUACAAAAGUCGAUCAGAAGGGAUAGUUCUCUUCCUUUUUUCCCCUCCUACUGGCUCUUACUAUUUUCUAAUCUCCAAUGUAAACGGAAUGAACACAUCUAUAGUUAAGGUAAAAGCCACCAAUAAAAUCCGAAGAUAGAGUGAUUUACUGCUUGUAAAGCAACUGUCUUUGAAUCUUAUGAAAUAGGUGGUGGUGCUACCACAGAAGCCAAAAAGGUCUUAAAAUUGGAAAUAGAUGUCUUUAUUGUACUUCAGCCAACAGCAAGCCAGGAGAAGAAACAUAUAAAUAUGGCAGGCCAUAUAUGAAAUUUGGCUCUCCUCCUAUCAAAGUAGCCUGGGAGCUUGGAGGAAGCCUAAUUAAUUAACUUAAACAGGAAAAAAGUAUACUCAUCUGAUGUAUGUAAAAACUCAUCAGCUGUAAAUUACCAACAUUAAACCAAAAGUCAUUACCAUUUAAAAUGUGUGGUUUUCAUCUUAUUCUUAAAUAGGAGAGGUGGACAGUAGUGUAAGUAACAUUGCUUUAAAGACAUGAAACUUGUCCUGGUAAACAUGGUCCAAAUGAGAAAUGCCUCCAUCUUUUCAGGUAGAACCAGAUUUCAGGCGUAGCUUAGCUAAUCUGUAUUUGAAAUACAAUAUAAAUAUUUCUUAUGUCUCUGUAUCCUCUUAAAAAGAAUUGCUGACUGACUUCUGUCUCUUCAGUAACAGAUUUUUUUUUUUUUUAAAAGAAGUGAUAUUUUGGACUCUGUUGUAGAAGAAUGAGCACUAGUAUUCAGCAACAAGUGCAAUUUCUCCAUGUAAUGUUGAGCUCUGUUAGAGCUUAUGGUGAGUAUUUGAUGUGAAAACCUUACUGUGGGAAUUUUUUAUUCUUCCUUUUCCCCCCAUCCCAGUUCGUUUUGGUAAAUCUUUUCUUUGAACACAGACGCAUGCUUUUUUAAACCUCUAGUCUUCGAAGUAACUGUAGAAGAGAAUCUUUAAAAAAAAAAAAAAAAAAAAAUUGGAGGGCAGAAUGCUUGUUA